AUGGCCGCCCAGACCGUCGCCUACAGCUCCCUGGCCCGCGCUGCGCUGCCCUGCAGCGCCAGCCGGGUGGCCCGCAAGAGCUUCAUCGGCGCCCCUCUGGCGCAGCAGCAGCUGGCUGUGCGCGCCCAGCGGAAGUUCGUGGUGAAGGCCUCAUCCAGCACCGAGGGCAGCCAGGUGGAUGUGGACGCACUGGUGAAGGACCUGCAGGAGAAGUGGGACAAGGUGGAGAACAAGACCUCGGUGAUCGUGUACGGCGCCGGCGGCAUUGUCGUGCUGUGGCUGGCGUCCACUGUCGUGGGUGCCCUCAACAGCAUCCCCCUGCUGCCCAAGGCUUUUGAGCUGGUUGGCCUGGGCUACAGCGCCUGGUUCACCUACCGCUACCUGCUGUUCAAGAGCAGCCGCGAGGAGCUGGUUGAGGACAUCGAGUCGCUGAAGAAGAAGAUCAGCGGCGAGCAGUAA
Chlorella variabilis is the source of this 459-nucleotide messenger RNA. RefSeq lists its product as hypothetical. Gene Ontology annotation, cellular component: thylakoid. The transcript is spliced from 5 exons. The record is from RefSeq and is a predicted model, not a curated record. NCBI's taxonomy places the organism in Eukaryota, Viridiplantae, Chlorophyta, Trebouxiophyceae, Chlorellales, Chlorellaceae. Bases 1 to 459 code for a protein of 152 amino acids.